This is a messenger RNA of Odontomachus brunneus, 1575 nucleotides long. RefSeq lists its product as uncharacterized. Bases 205 to 675 code for a protein of 156 amino acids. The transcript has 3 exons. Lineage: Eukaryota; Metazoa; Arthropoda; Insecta; Hymenoptera; Formicidae. The record is from RefSeq and is a predicted model, not a curated record. Gene Ontology annotation, biological process: regulation of synaptic transmission, cholinergic; sleep; positive regulation of voltage-gated potassium channel activity.
GAAAUAUUGAAAAGACGCAGUCUAUAUAUGCUACGUCUAUGGCUAUUACCAAAUGAUGUCACGAGUUGUGUCUGGUGUGUCAUUCCUGUAUUUCUCGGCAGGUUUACGUAGUGUGGGAGUUUGCCGUGCAACAUCAGUGUGCCAGACGAAUAUAAACAAACAUACAUAAAGUAGCAAAUCAAGUGCUAAUAUUUCACUGUGAUAAUGACGAGAAAAAUAUACCUCACAAUUUUGCUCUGGAGUAUCUUAGUAUGCCAAGGAAGCAGCCUGUACUGUUAUAGAUGUAAUAGUAAUAAUCCUGGAUGUGGGACACCUUUAAAUUGGUUAUGGUAUUGGGGAGAAACCUGUCCAGAAUAUGACGACAAGUGUGUGAAGAUACUUGAACGUAAAGGAGCUGAAACAAUCAUCACACGUGAAUGUCUAAGCUCUGUACGUAGCUUCAGAACAGAUAUUCCUGCUGAUCAUUAUGAAGGUUGUAGGCCUGCUGCUAAAGAUGUACGAUUAGGGCAUUAUGUCAAUAAUAGUAUUCAUCAGUUGGAUAUACAUCGUGACUAUUACGAUGAGGUUACUUGGUGUUUCUGUUAUUUUGAUCAUAGAUGUAAUAGUGCAGGAAGUAUCGCUAUUUCGAUGCUGCUUGUGUCUUCAGGAAUUGCUGUACACUAUUUUACGUCUUGAAACUGACACUAGAUAUUUUAUUCAUAGAAUCUCAUUUACUUUUUAAAAUUAUGUAAUUACAAAGACUUUCUUGCACUCUCAACGCAAAGAGAAAAUGAAUUAUUCCACACGUAUUAAUUAUUGAAGAUUAUGACAUCAUUUUACUGAUUUAGAUCAGUGCCUGGAAUUAUUUCCACAUUUUGGGCAGAUUUCAGAGGCAACGCCUACUACUCCCCCCGCAGCCGCUUCCCGCUCGACGGCUAGGCUGCCGAUCGCGCGUGAGAUGUUUGGCCUCAAGAUCGUAUCAUCGAUCUAUUAAAUUAUUAUCAAAAUAUUUUUCUUCCCCAAUAAUUUCUAUUUUUAUAAAUAAAUACAUUUUUAUUUGUAACUGUAUAUCCAUUGAGCGUUAAAGUUCUCAUGUGAGAUUACAGAAAUUUAAACAUUGAUAUCUUAAAAAAAGUAUAUUUGUUAAUAAUGAGAGUGCUCUGCUUCGAUAUUAUCUUGCAACUGAAAAUAUCUGGAGAAUGAAUAGCAAAUUAAUAUUUUAUGAUAUAAAAUUUUGUGUUUUCCUGCUGAGCCAACAUAUAUUUCAUCAUCUUGAUAGUGCAAUAGACCAACUGGGGAAACCACUUAAAAAAACGCAUCAACAAUAGUACCUCAUGGAUGAUGUGUAAAUCUAUUGUUAAAAUUUCGAGUCGAGCGGGGAGCGGCUGCGGAGAGGAGUAGUAGACGUUAUCUCUGAAAUCUGCCCGAAAUGUGGAAAUAAUUGCGGGCACUGAUUUAGAUUAUAUAUGAAUAUGUAUUAGGAUAUGUGUUCAUUUAUAUUUUUUAGAAACUAAAAUUCACAUUGACAUAUACAUUAGCUUAAUUAUUUAAGAUAUGAUGUCAAGUUUUUGAAAAUUAUAACACUUCCAAUUUUAA